Messenger RNA from Ipomoea triloba (trilobed morning glory), 1683 nucleotides. RefSeq lists its product as uncharacterized. The record is from RefSeq and is a predicted model, not a curated record. Gene Ontology annotation, molecular function: zinc ion binding. The transcript is spliced from 3 exons. Lineage: Eukaryota; Viridiplantae; Streptophyta; Magnoliopsida; Solanales; Convolvulaceae. Bases 1 to 1683 code for a protein of 560 amino acids.
AUGUUGGACCAUAGAUGCAACUCUCAGUUCACUUUAGGAAUUGUUAGUCAAAAGUGGUUAGAAUGGAAGUUCGAAGAGAAGGUGAGGCAAAAUCCUACUAUUGGUUAUUCAGAGUUGAGCAAGACAAUUAAAGAUGAGUUCUCCAUCAAUGUCACAGUGAGUAUGUGUAGAAGGGCAAUAACGGGGAUUCUUAAAAAGUUGGAUAUAGGGUAUGAGACUCAAUUCAAGAGGCUUAGAGAUUAUGCUCAAGAGUGUUUAAAUUCAAAUCCAGGUUCCACUGUGAAGAUUAAAACUACAAGAACUGUCCCUACAUCACCCAUGGUGUUUGAGAGGAUUUAUGUGUGCUUUCAUGCAAUGAAGAUGGGGUUCUUGGCAGGGUGUAGGAAGUUUAUUGGACUGGAUGGGUGCUUCUUGAAGGGAAAGUUGAAGGGUGAAAUCCUCACAGCUGUUGGAAAGGAUGGGAAUAAUCAGAUGUAUCCAAUUGCUUGGGCUGUAGUUGAAAUUGAAAAUAACUCUUCAUGGAGAUGGUUUUUGGAGCUUCUGAAGGCAGAUUUGGACAUUACAAACAGCAGUGAAUGGACUCUAAUGAGUGAUCAACAAAAGGGAUUGUCCAAUGUCAUUCAAGAUCUAUUCUCUGGAGUUCAACAUAGAAACUGUGCUAGGCAUGUGCAUGCCAAUUGGAGUAAGAGGCACAGAGGGAAGGUACUAAAGACUCAUUUCUGGCAGAUUGCAAAGACCCCAAAUAAAGCACAACUAGCUGAAAACUUGAAGGCUUUAGAGAAAAUAGAUGUUGCUGCCCGUGUUGAUCUUGACAAAUAUCCCAUGCAAUCAUGGUGUAAGGCUUACUUCAAAGAAGAUGUGAAGUGUGACAUGGUAGAUAACAACUUGAAUGAGGCAUUCAACAAAACUUUGUUGAAUGCAAGGUCAAAGUUCAUAAUUCCAAUGCUUGAGGAUAUAAGGGUUGCAACAAUGAAGAGGGUGGAAAAGAAAAAAGUUUGGGUUGAAAAUUGGAGAGGGAAUUAUGGCUCAUUGGUCUUGAAGAAACUGAAUGAGAGCAUACUUGGGAGUGUAGGUUGGGAAGUGAUAUUCAAUGGAGUUGAGGGAUAUGAGAUUAAAAAGGGCACAUUACAGUUCAAGGUAAAUUUGCAAUUGACGAGUUGUUCUUAUAGGUUGUGGCAGUUGAGUGGGAUUCCAUGUCGUCAUGGCAUUUGUGACAUAUUUCAUAAAGGACAUCAACCUGAAGAUUAUAUACAUGAAUGCUAUAGUAAGGGGCUCUACUUGAAGACAUAUGAGCAUGUAAUCCAACCAUUGAAUGGGGAGAUUUUUUGGCCAAGGAUUGAGGGUGAAGAGCUCCAUGCACCUGUACCAAAGAAGAUGACUGGCAGGCCAAAGAAAAAAAGAAAGCUUGAAGAAACUGAAAAGAACAAGAAAAAAAUGAGUGAAGAGGUUAGCAAGUUGUCUAGAAAGGGAAGGAUUAUGACAUGUCAGCUAUGCAAGGGAAAGGGACAUAAUAAACGAUUUUGUCCAACACUUUCAAGCCAACAAGGAGAAUCUGCUAUUAGAACACCUGUUGCUGUUAGGGGGAGAGGGACAGGGAGAGGAAGAGGAAGAGGUAGAGGAAGUGCAAGACUGACAGACUUGUCUCAAGAAAGUUUUGUUGGAACAUCAGCUUGCAUAGAGUGA